UGUUGACAAUUUAUAAUUAGCUGCAGCACGUGGAAUUUGACAAUCGGAUAGUUCCUACUACGUCAGGUCUGACGUCAUGACCUUGGGCAACGACAAAAAAUCAGUAUUUUAUUUCGUCCUUCCCCUCAGGUAGAUUGCUUGAUUUCUGGGACAAGUUAGAGCAUCGGCUAUGGAGCACCGGGCCUUAGCAAGCUGCGUUUUGAUCGCAUUUUUUCUGUUGAGUGAUGUCCGGGAGUCUUCCCAGUUGACUCGAGACCCACCCAGAGCGAGGAAUAACAAGCAAAGUGAAAAGACGGUCCUGUUUCCGGAAACCAAUGUGACGGAGCACUCUCUUCCGGUGUUUCCGGAUCCUGUUGUGUCGUACGUGGGACGCCAACAACCUCUGGCUCCACCCACCGAUAACUUCGGGCACCCACUUUGUGCCCAAAAACCGGGCGACACCUUCUGCGAGAAAGUGGAAAAUUAUCCUGAGCAGGAAAUCCGGAAAGCCAUCAACUAUUCGUCUGAGGAGUUCGUGGAACUGUUCGGCACGAUGGCCAUUAGUUCUCGAAAAUCCGGUGACUUGGACGAAGACACCGUUUGCAAACAACAGUCUAGGAUCUUCUAUCCCAGGGCGGCGGUCAACGAGAAUGACCAAUGGGCCUUCGUAGUGAAUGAUGUAGACUAUAUACAGACCGUCAUGGCAGAAGUAUGCGAGAAUGACGAGCAGCCUUGUCGCUUCUUGGACGGAACCCUCCCGUGGGAUGUCACGUCUAGAUGUCGUCAAAAAUUCGCGUACAAAAGACUUCUAGCUUUGCAUCCCAACAAGAAAAAGACAUACACAGAUGCUUUUCGUUUCCCAUCAUGCUGUAUAUGCUAUGUGAAGAAGCCUUUCAUCAUGACAAGAACUAGAACUAUCGAAGUUGGAGAUCAAACACCAGCUCAAACAUCCAAUGUUAGGCAAAGAAAUCCUAGGGAGCCUUAAAUUACAUCGUAUAUAAGCCUGGUUUGAACAUUUCUAUUUGUUGGCAUACUUGGUAAAAUCUUGUAAUGAUUGUUUUGUUUUCUGUAAAGAACUAUCUUUGCUACAAUCUUGAGAAAUUUUCCUAACUUUCAUGAAAAUGCCAUAAAUAGGAAAUGAAGUAUAAAUAUUUAAACUUUAAAAAUUGCAUUUUCCUUCAAAUGAUCGAUGGUUUUCAUUGCACACAUCUUGUUUCUUGCAUAAGUUUUCUGUAUAUCUAACGAAAAUUCUAUCACUCAAGAACCAGAACAAAUAUCCACAAUCCCUUAUUACUGUUAAUUUUACGACGUAUAUUUAGAAAGACAAUAAGUGCUGAUAAGCAUUUUUUUUGUCGAUGGUGUUUGUAAAGCAUAUAUGCAUAAUAGAUUUAUUAAAAUUUUAUAUUCUAAUUGAUAAGAGUACAGACGAGACUUAUCCAAAGAUAGUGAAUACUUUUAUGUGUCUUCUUUUAAGAUUAGUAUUGUACGAUUGAUUAUUUAUUUUUAGUUUUGAUAUUUUUGAGAACUGUAACAACUGGAAAAUAAUUCUUCAGCUCGUUUUCUUUUCUUAAUCAAUUUUGUUCAAUAAUUUCAGAUUUCAAUGUUUCUAAUGUUUUUAAGUUCUUAUUUUAUUUUGAACUACAAAUUGAAUAUAAUAAUAAUGAUUUCAUUGAAAAUUAUUUUCGCUUAGGACAUGGAAAGAUUUUUUUCACAGUUCUUGCUAAAACUACCGAAAGUGGUACUUUUUUUAAAACUAUUUUCUAAAUUAUUUGGUUAUGAUAAAUCAAUAACUUGUAUAUUUUCUAUAAAACUAAAGCUAAAAAAUCAGGAAUCCAGCUUAAUUAUUCUUGGCUAGAUUGUCAACAAACGCACACAGAUUUAUUUUGAGACAUUUUUCAUUAUGUGAAAUUUUGUACAUUUGAAUGUCUUUUAUAUGUUAAAGGUUUUAUUAAUAAAAAUACUUAAAUUCCAACUAUUAAGA
Molecule: messenger RNA, 1960 nt
Organism: Argiope bruennichi
Lineage: Eukaryota; Metazoa; Arthropoda; Arachnida; Araneae; Araneidae
Product: protein spaetzle-like
Exons: 4
Coding region: 170-964 (264 amino acids)
Biological process (GO): regulation of Toll signaling pathway; innate immune response; central nervous system formation
Cellular component (GO): extracellular region
Molecular function (GO): growth factor activity; Toll binding
Source: RefSeq, a predicted model, not a curated record